This is a messenger RNA of Amborella trichopoda, 1996 nucleotides long. RefSeq names its product ARF-GAP domain 5 (gene AGD5). The record is from RefSeq and is a predicted model, not a curated record. Lineage: Eukaryota; Viridiplantae; Streptophyta; Magnoliopsida; Amborellales; Amborellaceae. Gene Ontology annotation, molecular function: GTPase activator activity.
AGGCUAGCUUAGAUUCAUAUUGUCACUCUCUCUAAAACAUAUAUAUUUCUUUUGGUGUAUUUAUUUUUCCUCUUUCUCUGUUCGCUCGCCAUCUGCUCCCAAAUCUCUCUGUAUUUCAGGCAAGCAUGAACGAGAAGGCCUCUGUAACCAAGGAGCUUAAUGCCAAACACAAGAAGAUAUUGGAGGGGCUCCUAAAACUGCCAGAGAACAGGGAAUGCGUGGAUUGUAAGAGCAAGGGUCCACGAUGGGCAAGUGUGAACUUGGGAAUCUUCAUAUGCAUGCAAUGUUCUGGGAUUCAUAGAAGUCUCGGGGUACACAUAUCGAAGGUACGAUCUGCUACACUGGAUACAUGGCUUCCCGAGCAGGUGGCAUUUAUUCAAACAAUGGGAAAUGAAAAGGCGAAUAGUUACUGGGAAGCAGAACUUCCUCCUCAUUACGAUAGAGUUGGGAUUGAGAACUUCAUUCGUGCGAAGUACGAAGAGAAGAGAUGGGUUCCAAGAGAUCCGCCAUCAAAACCUGCUUCGAAAGUGCAGGGAGAGAAGGGCUCUGGUUUUAGACAGCGACCUGUUGACAAAGGUGCCUAUGGUAAUACAAACAAUCGUGAUCAUUUUACUGAAGAGGCUCAGAGCAUUCCAGCUCACACUGCAAAAGAGCAAACUUCAGGAUCUUCCAGAAAAACUGACCAGAGCCCCUCUGAACAAAAAGCUGAAGCUGUCCACCAUCCACAAGGGGACUCACCACCAACCGAUCAUUCUACAGCCGAUCCUGCAUCUAAGAAAGUUGAUGUGGUCACUGAUCUUUUUGAUAUGCUUUCCACAGAACCCCCAGCUGAGAAUGGCUCAGAUGCAUCUUCUCUAGAUGAUAAUUUGUGGGCAGGAUUCCAAUCUGCCGACGCUACAGAGGUGACUGAGAAACCUAGCCUCACCAACCCAGUUGAUAAUAAGCCUCAAUCCAUGUCUGGAGUUGAGGAUCUGUUCAAGGAUUCACCCCCAAUCUCUGCCAUGUCGCUUGUUCCUGAGAAAUCCCAGAAGGAUGUAAAGAAUGACAUUAUGAGUCUUUUUGAAAAGUCAAAUAUGGUAUCACCAUUUGCCAUCCAUCAGCAGCAGCUUGCUUUCUUGGCCCAACAGCAAUCUCUACUCAUGGCUGCUGCAGCAAGAUCAACUAAUGGGGGGGCAUCAACACCUUCCGGAAUGUACCCUCUACCUGAUUCUAACAACACCCACUUACUUGGGGGAACCUCACCUUUACAAGGCUGGCCAAAUCUCAAUUUUCGUGCUCAAGGAGUGCAGAUGCCAACUUCUGUACAGAAUGACCAACACACGUCAAAUCAGAUGUUAAACAACUCACCUGCAAAUUCUUUUGGGAAUACAAACCCUCUGUUUACAACAAGCAUGUAUAAUAUGGGCACUGCAAUGCCCAGCUCUGGCGGACCAGCUUGGUCUACGGGUAUCUUGGGUGCAUCCCCUGCUUCCAACUCUAAUGGGAGCAACAUGAGGCCACCUUCUGCUUCACCUGUUGCCGCUGGCUCGCCUGCUCAAUCAACUAAAGACUAUGAUUUCUCAUCAUUGACCCAAGGCAUGUUUCCGAAACACUAGCUACCAGGCUCUUGAUACCAUCUUUCAUCAAAUCUACCAUAGUUGUGGGCACUGUGGUUCUUUCUCCUCUUUCGAGAUUGUGAUAAAAUGGGAUGUUGGGUUGUCUCCUCUUUUGGGAUCACGAUAGAAGCAGGUGGGUCUUGGGUUCUUUUGACUUUUUUUUUUGCUUGUUUUAGGUCCUUUCAGAGGCAGGUCAGUUUUCUAUUCCGAUUGCUUCAAAUGUAUUAGUAGAUGGGGAAUGAAAAUUGGGUUAAUUUGCCGGCAUUUCAUGGUGUACAUUGUUGGUGUUUAUUCGUUGUGGGAUCAGUAUAUGGCUUUUUGUUUAGAUUGCCAAGACUUAUUUUCAUUGUAACAUAGAUACAACCCAAUUUGAGUGCUAAAAAAGGAUGAUUACAAGUGAA